Molecule: messenger RNA, 5113 nt
Organism: Rhipicephalus microplus (southern cattle tick)
Lineage: Eukaryota; Metazoa; Arthropoda; Arachnida; Ixodida; Ixodidae
Product: neutral amino acid transporter 9
Biological process (GO): amino acid transmembrane transport
Cellular component (GO): lysosomal membrane
Molecular function (GO): L-amino acid transmembrane transporter activity
Source: RefSeq, a predicted model, not a curated record
GAAAGCGAAAGUGGAACUCUACGGUCGUUCCUUAUCGUCAUCAAAGUGACGUCAUUCGCUGAAAAAACUUUUGUGUUCGUAUCGGCUCCAUCGGCCGCCGUUGUCUCGAAAUCCCGCGCUAUCGCCUCGCGACGCUCAUCUCGGGUUUCGCUUCUGCUGAAACGAGGCGCUCGCCGCGCGGGAGGCGUAUGAAUCAACCUCGGCCGUGUACUGGCACGCCAUGUCACACCGUCGGUGCUUGUGCGUCGACUACGGGAACCUGUGACGAGCGACUACGGUGAACUAUGGAGCCUAGUGAGAAGUCCCCGCUGCUGUCGAGUGCGAUCAACAGGAAUGAAAGUGAAUUGGGUUGCAGUUCGGCCGCUGUGAGCGAGAGCUUCUCCAGUCAAUCCUCUAGGAAGCCAUUCCACUACCCCGUCGGCGAACAUGGUCACAUAGUACACGACUCUGAUGCAAACAUGGCAGCAACUUACAGCCGGUACCGCUACUACAACAAGCUGGUGGAUCCAUCACUACAGAUGCUGUGCAUACCCGACCACGUGGUCCCAGCGUACUUGUCGUUACCUUUCUUCAAGCCAUCUGCAGAGGGUGAACAGAGCAGCUUUGUGACAAUCUUUGCCAUAUGGAACACCAUGAUGGGUACUUCGCUGCUCAGCAUGCCAUGGGCUAUGUCGCAGGCUGGCUUUGCCGGAGGCAUCAUGCUCAUUCUAGCCAUAGGACUCCUCUGUUUGUACACUGCAUACAGGAUACUCAGUAGUCCUAGCCUCACAGGCCUCAAAGGCGAACCGCUGGAGUUCUCGGACGUGUGCCGCCACUUUUUGGGCGAGUGGGGCGAGCGGCUUGCCAUUGUGUUCUCCAUGCUGCCUCUCGUUGGGGCCACUGUUGUCUUCUGGGUCCUCAUGUCUACUUUCCUGUCCAACACCAGCGUGUUCGUUUAUGACCACAUUGCUGGGAUUAUUGGACCUGAUGACCAAAGCGCAUCCCUACUGUGUGCCAAAAGCUUUAGUGACCCUUAUGAAUUUGACGUCUCACUGUUCUCGAACGCAACAAACACCACAAAUGACAAGAUUCUUGACGUUCUGGAGAGCAAGUACACAAUGCCCAUUGUUCUGGUCUUCCUGAUGUUUCCAGUCAUCAAUUUGAAAUCUCCAUCUUUCUUCUUCAAGUUUACCUCCUUAGGAACAAUAUCUGUGUUCUACUUACUGAUCUACAUUUUUAUCAAGUCUGCCAACUGGGGAGUCAACAUAAACUUUGUGGACAAGACAAACCUCUUCUACACUCCAUUGUUCAAAACCACAUUUCCAGCACUGACUGGAGUCCUGUGCCUUUCCUUUUUUAUACACAACUGCAUCAUCUCCAUGAUGCGUAACCAGAAGAGGCCAGAAAACAAUAAAAGGGACCUGUCGAUUGCCUUUGGCCUUGUCAUAACUACGUACCUGCUUGUGGGCAUUCCCUUUUACAUCACCUUUCCAAUGGCAAAAAGCUGCAUCGAAGAUAACUUGCUCAAUAACUUUGCCAACCAUGACGUGAUGGCAUUCGUGACACGUAUUUUUCUCCUGGUGCAAUACAUAACGUUGUUCCCCAUGAUUACGUAUCUCCUGAGAGUGCAGUUUAUGCACUGGGUCUACCGUACUGUGUAUCCAGGGUUUAAGCAGGUGGUUACCGUCAAUGCAGUGGUGGUGACAAUGUGUGUUCUUUUUGCCAUAUUUUUGCCUCAAAUCGGCACCAUUUUAAGGUACUGUGGCGCCCUGUCUGGUCUGGUGUACAUAUUUUCUCUGCCCUGCAUUAUUUACAUGGUUGCACUGCGGUGGUGUUACAAGCUGACCCCUGGCACGGUCCUGGUACAUGGGUUCAUUAUUUUAAUGGGUGUAGCAAAUUUUAUCUCGCAGUUCUUGCUGCAGUACUUCGAAUAGGCACAGGGUAUUGUACAGGUAACAUUUUCGCCAUGUGUUGUAAUGCAUGUUUGGUGAUUUGUCUCAGAUGAGUACAUUGCCAAGCUUGUUUGUUUGUGCAUAACUAACUUAUGAAACAAUAUAGAGGGAUAGGCGUUGGCUCAUUAUGAUUUUAGCUCACCUGCAGAGAAGGUCGGGCCAUGCUGGCCGAAGCAGCAAGUGCUCACUGAAAGUAAGCAGGACGUGUAAGCUCUCAAACAGAAAGCCAUAGGACAUAUUUACCGUUGUAUAGUCUUAAGCAAUGUGAAAAAUGUAUGCAUAUUUAUAGGCCAUGGGCAUGCUAUCAGACCUGUUGCUAUCACUUUCUUCAGUUUCGUGCCUGUUUGCACUACCCUUUCAGUUAUGCUGGAUUGGUAUUUUUGUAGUAAUGCGUCGUGUGAUUUAUAACGUCUUUUCACGUUAUAACAGUGGUCGGAGCGAUGGUCUGCCUACGUUACUAAUGGCGUCAGCCAGCUGCGAGUGGUGGGUCGUAACGCUAGUAUAGAAUUGAGCGUGAUGGGUUGUUACGAAAGACCAACGCUCUGGUUUUGUACAAGCCUGCUAGAUGUAGACAUGUACCAGUGCACUGCCUUGUGCGACGCAGUUGGACUACAGAGCGACGGUGAAGCCGUCAUCACAAUAUUGUUGCACUAAGUCACUGGUACGUAGAAAUAUUAUGCAGGAAUUUCGGCUAUUUAGGCCGUAGUUAAACAUUUAUGAACACACUGCUUUUACAAAAACCCACAAACAGGUUCCUAGUGGUUACAGUUGUAUGCCUAAGAAAGAAAAAAAAAAAAACAUUUCACACCUUUUUGCAUUUGAUACAUAUUUACUUAUUGCGACCUUUCUGGCGAUUUCAAAGUACGCAAAUUGCAGGCCCACAAAAAGUACUGUUACUACACCUAACUUUGAAAAUUAACUCUACGAAUGACUCCUAGGUUGUUUUACACAUUGGCUGUGGGUAAACAAUAUGCAUGCAAAAAUUUAUUCAGUGUUGGUCACAUAUCGUUGUCUCUUUUCAUUUGAAUCAUCCCUGUGGCAUUAUAAAAGUUAUAGCGUUUAUGCUUAUUAAGUGUUAUUAGGUUUCUUCUAACACCACCGAAGUCUUUUAUACUGUUGUAGGCUAAAUGCCUUGAAGAAUAUGUACUCAUCAUCAAGAAGUAAUGUAAAUGUGUAUGUAAUGUUUUUUAAAUUUUUUCCAUAGUUUUAUAUAUUCUUGAGAUUGAGUAAGUAAAAAAAAAGUCAUAUAUCGCCGGAUUGCUAAAAACUUCACGCUCAUUCACUUACGCCUUGUUUAUUAUGUUUUUUUAAAGGAAAAAAAAUACUGCGCAGUAUCAAUCGGGCACGACCUUUUAAGCCUGUCGGUGCUUAGUGUAAUAAUGAUAGUAUAACAACCGAACAAAAGGCCACACAAGCAGCCAUCUUGUUGAUUUCGCUGAGCAUGGAUUUAGUCACUGCGUACUGGUUAUCCACAUUGCUGCCAUCUCGCAGUAUUUCUGCCUGUAUAAUUAUAUGCAAUUUGUUAAUAAGGAUCAAUACUCCUGUAAAUCCUGUACCACUAUACUGAGGCAGCUGUCAUGUACAUCACUUUAGGCGUUUUAUUGCUACAUUAAAUAGUUUUAUGUCUAAUAAUUACAUAGUUUUAAUCAUUUUAGUAAUUAAGUAGUUUUACUCAUGUUACCUUUUGUGUGGUAUAGGAUGCUAAAUACUCGUUCCUGUUUUUAAUCAGAGGUGCACUUCACUAUUAGUAUUAUUAUCUAUUAUUGAUGUACAGUCUGCAUGAAAUUUUUUAUUUUAUAAGAGCAUGCGAGGCUCUGCAAGAUAUGUCUGCAUGUUGAAUUUUAUCCCGGCAUCAUGCAGGAUCUUUAGAUCUCAAUCAGUGCCUAUCGGGAUCAGGCUAAAUCCGGAUGAGGUGCUGCUACACGGUUGCAUUUGAUCGCGAUCGGGCCCGAUCGAAAUUAAGAUGAUUGCAAUCUGACUCUGUGAUCGCGAUUUGGCUGAUGUCUGCACUAAACUCAAUUUGAAUUGGGUUGUACUGUGUAGCAGGGACCAUCUUUUAUCGAGAUCAAAAAUCCGAUCUGGAUGGAGCUGAUCGCAAUAGAAAGUGCCCGUGUGAUGCCGGUGUUACCUACUUGUGCCUUAAGCCUGUUGCGUCUUCAAUAUGACAUCCCACUAUAUGAUGAGAAUGCAAUGUUGACAUUGUUUGGAGACGACACAUGUGUAAUAUUCCAUGAGGCUGUGCUCUUGUGGGUACCAUACAGAAUCUUUGCUUUGUAAUUUCUUGAAGCCUUAGAACUUGCCAUGACGUUAAAGGGCCCCAAACCACCCCGAGGUCUGAGAUUAGUUGUGGUGUUGCAGACGUAAAUGAGUCUAUGACGAACACAGAGUCGUCAAAAUUUUACGGAAUGGUGCUAUAAUAGCAGAGUUGCACGCAAUUGAUGAGGCCCUUGUUUGUUUCGCUCUUUCCUUCGCCAUGCUCCGUUCAUUGGCUCGUGAUUCCUCCUGGCCAAGCGCUCGUCUCCACCAUGCAAAAAGGAAGAGUGGCAAGCUCACGUACCUGCGUGCAAACAGGUUAUUUUUGAUGACGAUGAGCAGACGUGAAUGUUGAUGUCACUUCGAGUGCCUUGGACUGCGGAGAAGAGCCGAAAUGAGGGCACAAUUUUUGGAAUUUGUGGGGUACCCAUGGCACGUAGCAACGCUACGUUUUGCAUUGUUGAUCGUGACAGGAUUCUGGACUCUUAUGUGCACAUUUACUUGAAAUAUUAAAAAAAAGUUAUUCAAGGCGGCUUGGGGCCCUUCAAGAUUUAUUUACACACCAUUUUAGGAAUCGCAGUAUAUUUAAUAAGCAAAGUGCAAAGUUUCUACUGACAUUUGGGAAAUUAUUUUUUAUUGCAUGCGCUAGUGUUGUACAGAGAGAAUUGGCUGGCACUUGCCCUUCUUCCUAGUCGUGCUGUUGAAAGUGAAUGGAGACUCUUGGAGCACAUUUAUUGUUCAUAUGCAAAUUUGCUGUGUUUACUGUUGAUUUGUUUAUUUCACAUUGCUCUAGGGUGUCCCACACGUUGGGUUUACAUAUGAGAUUCCGUGUGGGGGCUGGUUUAUCUAGGAAAUUCUUUCAAGGGCUAUAACGUGUAUAUGAACUGUAUUUUUGCAAACAAAGAAAUAAAGAUAUUCCUGAGCACCAA